AUGGAGACAAAAGGGAGACAAAAAGGGGACAAAAAUGAGACGAAAAAGGAGAAAAAAGAUCAAAAAAUGAAAAAAAAGGAAAACAAAGAAGCAAAACUUGCCUUCUGGGGCUAUGUAGACGAUCCCCAACGAUCCCAGACGAUCCCCAACGAUCCCAAAGACCCCACAAAAGGACUGGCCUGUGAGGAUGUCUCCGACUUGGAGGGAAGGGGAAGGGACGAAGUGCCACUUCUUGUCGGGGUCGAGGGCCUGGGCCUCGCAGCCCUUGGAGAUGAAGACGGAGCCCGAAGCAGCAGCAAUGCGCUCCAGCGGGCGCUGAAUCCCGUCGAAUAUCCCGUCCAGCAGCCCUGCGCAGCAGCAGCAGCAGCAGCAGCAGCAGCGCGGCGCUGCAGCAGCAGCAGCACAGCGCUGCAGCAGCAGCAGCAGCAGCAGCGCGGCGCUGCAGCAGCAGCAGCACAGCGCUGCAGCAGCAGCACCAGCAGCGCGGCGCUGCAGCAGCACAGCGCUGCGGCAGCAGCAGCAGCAGCGCGACGCUGCAGCAGCAGCAGCACAGCGCCGCAGCAGCAGCAGCAGCAGCAGCGCGGCGCUGUAGCAGCAGCAGCACAGCGCUGCAGCAGCAGCACCAGCAGCGCGGCGCUGCAGCAGCAGCAGCACAGCGCUGCAGCAGCAGCAGCAGCAGCGGGGAAGGCCGGUGGCGAAACGGAGAAGCAGCACCACCGGAACACGCAGUCGCAGCGUAUGGUGGGGAGGCCUCCAACAGCAGCAGCAAGUGCAGCAGCAGCAGCAACAGCAGCAGCAGCAAGGGUAAAAGCAGCACAACACGAAAAUCCUAUGAUACGUUAA
Molecule: messenger RNA, 843 nt
Organism: Eimeria tenella
Lineage: Eukaryota; Apicomplexa; Conoidasida; Eucoccidiorida; Eimeriidae
Exons: 2
Coding region: 1-843 (280 amino acids)
Source: RefSeq, a predicted model, not a curated record